AGUGAAACAGCACCCGCUCUACUAUAAAAACAGAAGAAACAGAACGGUGAAAGAUCGGGAGAGAAGAAAGGGAGUUGUUGCAGCAGCAACAGCUGCUCUCUGUCAAAUGGACGGCGGCGAAGAUGAGGAAGGGAUCUCUCAUCAUCCCCUCUCGCCCUUUCCAUUUCCUCCUCCAGCUGAAGAAAUCGAAUCCGAAUCCCAAGAAAGUUUAGGGUUUCAAGAUUCAGCAACAGCUGCAGAAGCGUUGUCCGAUACGAUUUCUGCAUCCUCUUCGAAGCCCGAUCCCCUUUCCGAUGGUCUCCGUGAUAAGAUCGUGCGGCAGGUAGAGUACUACUUUAGCGAUGAAAAUCUGCCUACGGAUAAGUUUCUGAUGAAAUUCGUGAAGAAGGACAAAGAAGGGUUUGUACCUAUGGCAGUUAUUGCUUCUUUUAGGAAAAUGAAAAAGCUUGUCCAAGACAUUUCAUUGGUUGAGGCUGCACUUAGGACCUCGUCUCAGCUUGUUGUAAGUUCUGAUGGAAAGAAAGUGAAGCGAUUGAAUGCAUUGCCAGAUAUUGAUAUCGAAGAUGCAAAGUUGCGCACUGUUUUGGUAGAGAACCUUCCAGACGACUAUUCAACAGAGAGCAUUCAACGAAUUUUUGGUGACAUUGGAAAUAUAAAGAAUAUUUGCAUUCGUAACCCUCACUCCACUGAGGAAUCAACAAAGGCCAGUAAGGCAGAGAAGGUGAUCAGCAGCAAGCUUCAUGCCCUCAUCGAGUAUGAGACAAUUGAGGCAGCUGAGAAGGCUGUGGCCACUCUAAAUAAUGAAAAGAAUUGGAGAAGUGGCAUGCAGGUUGAGCUUCUUCUAAAGCGGAUGCAAAAGUAUGGGUUUGCACCAAAAGGUCGGAAAGGGACUCUUCCUGAGAAGAGCAACCAUUCCACAGCAGCAGAUACCGCUGGAGAUGAAAAGAACAAAUCUUCUGUCCACCACGAUGAGACGCAUGAAGAAGAGCAUGAAGAGGAGCACUUACAAAGCGAGAAAGGUGGACGUCGAGGUCGAAAUCGAGGCCGAGGAAGGAAUCACAGUCACAGACAUUAUAAUAUUAAUGGGCAUGGCCAUGGAUCUGUAUCUGGGCCUGGCAGUGAAGGUCUGACCAAGCCCCCUCCAGGGCCAAGAAUGCCAGAUGGAACAAGGGGAUUCACGAUGGGCCGCGGUAAGCCUCCAACGUCCAAUCAUCAAUGAUUGGGUUGACAAUUUCUUGUUUGAUCAGUCCUCUGAACUCCAGAAUGAUUUUAUCUAUGCAUACUGAUUAAGCUCGAAUUUCUUGUUCUUUGGUUUUGUUUGAGGGUGAAUUUCAAGUUUUUCUUAUGUCAUUACUUUCACAUGUUUAAAGGGAAGAAAUUAGCAUUGCCUUGCUACAACAAUGCCUUGAUUUUUUAUCCACAUGGCGCAUCCAUUUGACUUUUUAGUGUAAAAUUUAAAAAAAAAAAAAGAAAAAAAAAAUAGCAAUAUGUAAUUAUUACAGUAAUUAGUUGUGGUUUGAUUAGGCGUUGCUUGCCAUUAGUGUUGCAGAAAUUUUUCCUUAUUUGUAACUUAUCCAGUUCAAUAUAUGUUAAAGAUUUGAUUGAGCUGUGACUA
Magnolia sinica is the source of this 1615-nucleotide messenger RNA. Its product is annotated as la-related protein 6A-like. The transcript is spliced from 11 exons. Gene Ontology annotation, cellular component: nucleus. Bases 107 to 1219 code for a protein of 370 amino acids. Gene Ontology annotation, molecular function: mRNA binding. The record is from RefSeq and is a predicted model, not a curated record. Gene Ontology annotation, biological process: RNA processing. Lineage: Eukaryota; Viridiplantae; Streptophyta; Magnoliopsida; Magnoliales; Magnoliaceae.